Molecule: messenger RNA, 2976 nt
Organism: Prunus armeniaca (apricot)
Lineage: Eukaryota; Viridiplantae; Streptophyta; Magnoliopsida; Rosales; Rosaceae
Source: the annotation of a GenBank genome assembly
AUGUCUAAUAUGGCAGGAUCGAGUACCUCUGAGCUGCAAACUCCAAUUUUCAAUGGAGAAAAUUAUGAGUUUUGGAGUAUCAGAAUGAAAACUAUUCUGAAAUCUCAUGGUUUAUGGGAUCUGGUCGAGAAUGGGUUAAGUGACCUAGAUCUGAAGAAGGAGAAAGAGGAGGCUGUAGACACUGAGAAGUCUAUGGUGGUUCAGACUCUGAUGAAGGAUGCUCGUGCACUUGGAUUGAUCCAAAGUGCUGUUUCAGAUCAGCUAUUUCCAAGGAUUGUGAAUGAGGAAACUUCGAAGGGAGCUUGGGAUAUUCUGAAGCUGGAAUUCAGAGGAGAUAAACAGGUACGAAAUGUCAAAUUGCAAGGGCUGCGUAGGGAAUUUGAAUAUACCCGCAUGAAGGAUAGUGAAUCUUUAUCUGUAUAUCUGGUUAGGUUGUUUGAUAUAGUAAAUCAUAUGAAGAGUUAUGGUGAGGAACUAUCUAGAGAGAGAAUUGUCCAGAAGCUAUUGUUUAGUUUGCCUAAAUCUUAUGAUUCUAUCUGCUCUGUAAUUGAACACUCUAAGGACCUUGAAACUCUUGAGGUUCAAGAGGUUGUUGCUUCACUGAAGAGCUUUGAGCUCAGAUUGGAUAGACACACUGAGAAUUCUACAGAAAAAGCCUUCUCUAGUCUGAAUGUUGGUAGGAAAAACCCUGAAAAUGGAAUUGCUUCUGCAGAUCAAAUACCUCAGAAAAAUUGGAAAUCCAAUGAUGGAAACAAAAUGGCCUGCAAACAUUGUGACAGAUUUCAUUAUGGCAAAUGUUGGUAUGAAGGGAAACCUAAAUGCCAUGGUUGUGGGAAGCCUGGACAUAUGAUCAGAGAUUGCUAUGGACACAAGAAUGUGCAGAGAGUGAAUUAUGCAAAUCAGGAGGAAGAUUGUGGCACUUUGUUUUAUGUGUGUAAUGCUGCAACUGAUGUGAAGGUAAAUCACUCUUGGUAUAUUGACAGUGGUUGUAGUAACCACAUGACAGGAGAUGAGGGACUUUUGGUCAAUAUUCAAAGGAAUUUGAGCUCUAAGGUGAAGAUGGGAACUGGAGAAGUGGUCCCAGUUGCUGGAAAAGGGACUUUGGUGAUAAAAACUAAGUUAGGCAAGAAGCACAUUCAUGAAGUAAUGCUUGUACCUGGCCUUGAAGAAAAUCUGCUUAGUGUUGGGCAAAUGAUGGAACAUGGCUAUCACCUUGUGUUUGGAGGAAAUGUGGUGAGUGUUUAUGACAAUCAGUCACUAGAAAAUCUGAUUGUGAAGGUGCAGAUGACAAAUAACAGAUGCUUUCCAUUGACAAUGAUGCCUGCGAGUGAGUUGGUCCUAAAAGCAAGUGUCACACAUUGCUUGCAGACAUGGCAUAAGAGGCUGGGGCAUUUAAAUGAAAGAAGUAUAAAAUUGCUUGAGAAUCAAGGGAUGGUUCAUGGCUUACCUCACUUGGAGCAGAAGUCAGUUGUAUGUGAUGGUUGUAUGCUUGGAAAACAGCAUAGGGAUUCUUUCCCUUUGGAAUCCACUUGGAGAGCUUCAAACCCUUUGGAAUUGGUUCACACAGACAUCUGUGGACCAAUGAAAACAGAAUCACUAUCUGGAAACAGGUACUUUCUACUGUUUACAGAUGAUUUUACUAGAAUGUCAUGGGUGUACUUCAUCAGAAAUAAGUCAAGUGCAUUGGAAUGUUUUAGAAAAUUCAAAGCUAUGACUGAGCUGCAAAGUGGGUAUAAGAUAAAAGGCUUGAGAAGUGACAGGGGUGGAGAGUUUCUAUCUGGAGAAUUCAACAAGUUUUGUGAGGAAUCUGGUAUUCAAAGGCAGCUAACUAUGGCAUAUUCUCCACAGCAAAAUGGAGUGGCCGAGAGGAAGAACAGGACAGUAGUGGAAAUGGCCAAGUCCAUGUUGCAUGAGAAAGGUGUUCCCUAUGAGUUUUGGGCAGAAGCUGUAAAUACAGCAGUCUAUCUGCUGAAUAGAUGUCCUACCAAGGCUCUUAACAAGAUAACACCAUUUGAAGCUUAUACUGGCAGAAAACCAGGAAUUGCACAUUUAAAAAUAUUUGGAUCUCCUUGUCAUGUGCUUAUUCCUUCAGCAUUGAGGCAUAAGCUUGAAGAAAACAGUCACAAGUGUAUUUUUGUAGGCUAUGGUCUCUGUGAAAAGGGAUAUAGGCUGUUUGAUCCAAGUACUAGGAAGAUAAUUCUGUCCAGAGAUGUGCAAUUUGAUGAAAAUGGCUUAUGGAAGUGGGAAAAUACAAAUGAAGAAGAGAUGGUAGUCCCUUUGCCUACUGAGAAUCAAAGCUGUGAACCAAGUCAAAGCUUGGAUACAUCACUGCAAAUGGAUGAAGAAGUCACAUUACAAGCUGAACCAAGUCAAAGCUUGGAUACACAAACUCAAAUAGUUGAAGAUACCACUCUGCAAGAUGAAGGCAUAGGUGAAAGUUCUCAUUUCUUUGAUCACACACCAAAGAAAUGGAGAAGUGUAAGUGAAAUCAUGGCUAAGUGUAAUGUGUGUAUUGUGGAACCUGAAAAUUAUGAAGAUGCAGCUCAAGAUGAGUCAUGGAGAAAGGCAAUGGAAGCUGAACUGGAAAUGAUAGAAAAAAAUGACACUUGGAAACUUGUCGAGAGACCAUUUGCUAAACCUGUGAUUGGUGUUAAGUGGGUCUACAAGACUAAACUGAAUCUAGAUGGUACUGUGCAGAAAAACAAGGCUCGUUUAGUGGCUAAAGGCUACUCACAAAAGCUCGAUGUGAAAUCUGCAUUUCUUAAUGGAGUUUUAAAGGAGGAAGUAUAUGUGGAGCAACCACAAGGAUUUGUAAAGAAGGAUGAGGAAACAAAGGUAUACAAGUUACACAAAGCUUUGUAUGGUUUGAAGCAAGCACCAAGAGCUUGGUAUGACGAGAUUGAUGCCUAUUUCAACAAGGCUGGUUUCAAGAAAAGUCCAAGUGAGGCAACUUUAUAUGUUAAGGCAGAAGGUUAA